GUGGCGUUGAUCUGCGGCUGCGUGUUGGCUAAAGCGGACGUGCUAGGGAGGAGGCUAACGGUCGCUGCUCGAACCGGUCCGGCACGUUCCACUGGUAACCAUGGGCAACCGGGUGGCCCGCGAGGACUUCGAGUGGGUUUAUACCGAUCAACCCCACACCGACCGCAGGAAGGCCAUCCUCGCUAAAUACCCUGAGAUUAAGUUGCUGAUGGGCCCAGAUCCCAACCUAAAAUGGAUCGUCUCAAUGAUGGUAGCAAUUCAGCUUUUGGCCUUUUACCUUGUGAAGGACUUAGACUGGAAAUGGGUGAUUUUCUGGGCCUAUGUGUUUGGUGGAUGCGUCAACCAUUCCAUAACACUAGCUAUCCAUGAAAUUUCUCACAAUGCUGCCUUUGGAAACCAGCAUGCCCUGUUGAACCGUUACUUUGGCAUGUUUGCAAACCUCCCUGUUGGUCUACCAUAUUCAAUCUCCUUCAAGAGGUAUCACAUGGAUCAUCACCGCUACAUGGGUGGAGAUGGUAUUGAUGUGGACAUUCCCACUGACUUUGAGGGAUGGUUUUUUUGCACCAGAUUCCGGAAGCUGUUUUGGGUCAUCUUGCAGCCACUCUUCUAUGCUAUUCGCCCACUCUGCAUCAACCCCAAACCCAUCACUUACCUGGAAAUCACCAAUCUGAUUGUUCAGCUAACCUUUAACCUGCUGGUUUAUUAUUUUUUGGGAGUAAAAUCCAUUGUGUACAUGCUAUCAGGAUCUCUCCUUGGUAUGGGUCUGCAUCCUAUCUCUGGGCACUUCAUUGCUGAACAUUAUAUGUUUUUGAAAGGUCAUGAAACCUACUCCUACUAUGGGCCCCUUAAUAUGAUCACCUUCAAUGUAGGAUAUCACAAUGAACACCAUGACUUCCCCAGUGUUCCAGGGUGUCGGCUUCCUCAAGUGAAGAAAAUUGCUGCUGAUUAUUAUGACAACUUGCCACAAUAUUCAUCCUGGGUGAAAGUGCUGUAUGACUUCAUCAUGGAUGAUACCAUCAGCCCCUACUCUCGGAUUAAGAGGAGUGUGAAAGAUGCCAAACAAGACUAAAAUGGAUCUGAGAACUGACGCAAUAAGCUAGCUUGCCUGCUAGAAUAAUUGAUGCUUUUGUACAGAUCUCUUAUUUUAAGAACAAUGUAUUGUUUUCUACAAACUGUGCACUAGCAAAAAUUCUAACGUGGUUUGUCUGCUUGUUCUACCCUUUUUACUCAAAGUUCAAAUAAAGCUAAAACUUGUUUCAUUUGAGGGUAUGAAACAUUUUAUAACUGCUUACACUUUUGCUUCUGAACUGAUUUUUCACUCUUUUUUUUCUUUUUUGCUCUCACUCUUCCCUCCUCUCCCAGUACCAGAACUUUCAGUGUGAUGGGAGGCAGAAACGUUCAUGUCAGGUUCUGAUUUGCAAGUGCCUAACCAAGAGAUCAGGGUGGGUCUGUAUUGGUAAGCUUCCUUUUAGAAGUGACAGCUUCCUGAUCUUGCAGGAGAUGGCUUAUAGGAUUUGUCAGUAUUAAACUGUAGUUCAGCCCAAUUGAAAUGGGGGCCCUAUUGCCUAACCAGCUCACUGUCAUUACUAAAUUAACCUGUUUUAACUGCUACUGACUCCUUUUUGCAUUUGAGGAUCAGUUCUAGCUUAAACUUUUUAAGCAAAAGAUUACUUGUGUAUUGUGAAGCUAUCUGUUUACCAUUGUCAAAUUGUUCAACAUUGUGCAGUUAAUAAAGAUUUGAAAUGUGAAACUUC
This is a messenger RNA of Chiloscyllium plagiosum (whitespotted bambooshark), 1754 nucleotides long. RefSeq names its product delta(4)-desaturase, sphingolipid 1 (gene degs1). NCBI's taxonomy places the organism in Eukaryota, Metazoa, Chordata, Chondrichthyes, Orectolobiformes, Hemiscylliidae. Gene Ontology annotation, biological process: ceramide biosynthetic process. Gene Ontology annotation, molecular function: sphingolipid delta-4 desaturase activity. Gene Ontology annotation, cellular component: membrane. The record is from RefSeq and is a predicted model, not a curated record.